GGACUGACCCGUGCGGAAGUGCCUCAUGCUCGGGCAGAGUUCCUCCUCACGUCCCUCCUCUUCCCCGCGGCUCUAGACUCUGCUCCGGCCGCUGUGGGACGGAUGAGAGCGGGCACAGAGGCACGGACCGACCCGCUCCACUUUCCACGGUCCUCUUCCCUCCGCACGCACCGAAGCAGCACCGGGACCAUGUGAGAUGCUCUGCGGGAAAUCAGCGUCCGAGGCCGGCCACAGCAUGUCGGUCCGCCGCUCGCGGGGUCGGGCCACAGUGACUCACGCCGUCAUCGUCAUCUUCCUGGAGUUCUUCGCCUGGGGCCUCCUGACCACACCCAUGCUCACGGUUCUCAAUGAGACAUUCCUGCAGCACACGUUUCUCAUGAAUGGACUGGUCCAGGGUGUCAAGGGUUUCCUGUCAUUCCUCUCCGCUCCUCUGAUCGGCGCUCUUUCUGAUAUCUGGGGAAGGAAGUCCUUUCUCCUGAUGACAGUGUUCUUCACCUGCGCCCCCAUCCCCUUCAUGAGGCUCAACCCCUGGUGGUACUUUGCCCUAAUCUCUGUCUCUGGGAUCUUCUCUGUCACGUUCUCUGUGAUUUUCGCUUAUGUGGCUGACAUCACUGAGGAACACGAGAGGAGCACAGCCUACGGACUGGUGUCUGCAACGUUUGCUGCGUCCCUGGUCACGUCUCCAGCCAUCGGAGCGUUCCUGUCUCAGCGUUUCGACGACAGUGUGGUGGUGCUGGUUGCAACGGUGAUCUCUGUGCUUGACAUUGCUUUCGUCUUCUUCCUGGUGCCAGAGUCUCUCCCCGACAAGAUCAGGGCCACCGAGUUCUCCUGGCAGCAGGCGGACCCCUUUAACUCUCUACGUCGUGUGGGACAGGACCCCACUGUUCUGCUCAUCUGUGUCACUGUGUUCCUGUCGUAUCUUCCCGAGGCCGGACAGUACUCCAGCUUCUUCCUCUACCUCAAACAGGUGAUCCACUUCACUCCGGCCGCCAUUGCUGCCUUCAUCGCCAUGGUGGGCAUCCUCUCCAUCAUUGCCCAGACGGUGCUGCUGAGCGUCCUGAUGAGAACCUUAGGGAACAAACGUACUGUUCUUCUGGGUUUGAUGUUUCAGAUCGUGCAGUUGGUCUGGUAUGGCCUUGGCUCUCAGCCCUGGAUGAUGUGGGCGGCGGGGACCAUCGCGGCGCUCUCCUCCAUCACAUUUCCUGCAGUUUCUGCUCUGGUCUCACACUGCGCCUCAGCAGAGCAACAAGGAGUGGUACAGGGCAUGAUCACAGGUAUCCGAGGCCUGUGUAACGGUCUGGGUCCUGCUCUUUACGGAUUCAUCUUCUUCCUGUUUAAUGUCGAACUCAGCGACAUCGAACAACCGGCACAAACCCCCCCCACAGAGACCCCAUUGGUCCCUGGUCCUCCUUUCCUGAUUGGUUCGUGUGCGGUCCUCGUUGCUGUCUUUGUGGCGUUUUUUAUUCCUGAAAAUCACAAACUGUCGGAUGCCUCGAAGCCAGGCGCCACUGCACAUGCUCAGAACGGCUCAGCUUUGGCCCCGCCCCUCAGCGAUCCGGAGGACAUUGAACCCCUCCUCCAGGACACUGUCAUGUGACCAAGUACACGCCCACAUGGAGAUUUUAAACUUUAAGCCGAUAUUUAUUUUGAAGAAGUUUCUGGAUAAUAACAGUGACACUAAAAGUCAAUCUCAGAAUCUCCAAUGCUUGUUUCAUAUUUAUUCUCCAAACUAGACUUUUCAGAGCUUUUAACCAUGUUACAGUUGUAUUCUCACCAUUUACUCACCAAAAGUUGUAUUUGGAGUGAUUCACGUUUGAAUAAUCUUUAAUCUCUUAUUUUCACCUUCACCAGUAGACACCACUGUGACAUACGCACUUCUUUUUCCAGUUUUAUUUUCUCAAUUGGUGAUACUCGUAGGAUUCAAUAGCGUCACACAUUCAGUUUAGUACAAAUGAAAACGUUUUUUAUAUUAUUAUUUUUAAGAGGUAUCUAGAGUUGACAUGACUCGUGAUGUUUUUCUGGUUAUAUUUUUGGUGUGUCCCCUCCGCCGCUUUGAACUUCAUAAUCUGGUCAUCUUCUCGUCUGAGUCACAUCUGGAGCUGUGUUUCAUGUUUCAUUUGUCUCCGUCUCACUGGCCUUGAAGGACACACGUGAUGCAUAUAUGUUGUUAUUGGCCUUUAAACCAGCGCCAGUCCCUUUUCUUUGGCAUGUCAUGUUUUAGAACUUAAAAUAAUACAAUGGACUCAUGUCUGCUGACAAUGGAAGAAAUUGCUGUAUUUUCCAGACUAAAAAUCGCUCAGGAGUAUAAGUCGCAUUUGCCAAAAAAUGCAUACUAAUGAAGAAAAAAACGUAGCGCACUGGACUAUAAGUUGCAUUUUUUGGGGAAAUUUAUUUUACAAAAUCUGAGACCAAGAACAGACAUUUUAUCUUUACAGCCAAGUUUUAAUAAUAAAAAAGAACAACAGGCUGAAUGGCAGUACAGCACACUAACAUAACGCAUUUAUAUUUAUUCAGCUACAUGAAGCAUAGACCACGAACUGAAUACACAUUUUAACGUAAGAUAUUAACAGUUAAUCAGAUAACUAAAGCAUAAAAAACAAGUUUACUCUUGAUCUCACUCCAAAUCACUAAAUCCAUUGAAUUCUUCAUUCUCGGUGUCACUUCUGAAAAACUCCGCUUCCUCUUCUGCAUAGCUGUUAUCAGACACAGCAGAAUAAGAUUUUCUUUUAGGAGGCAUUUUUGUUCAGUCUUUCUCAGAUGCCUUAAAUUACUAUGUUGAAAUUUUAAAUUUCUGAUGGUACAGGAGUAGUAGAUACUGGUACACAAGCCUAGAGUGCCCUCGUGUGGUUGAAGAUGUGAAAUUCAAUAUUUUAAUAAUUUCGCAUAUAAGCCAAAUCUGAGUCACACCCCUGGCCUAACUAUGAAAAAAGUACAACUUAUAGUCUGAAAAAUACGAUUCUGGUGAUAGUUUAUGAAGAACUUCAGGUUUUUACCUGUGACGUAACAAUCGGGGUAAAAUUGAAAUGUAGUGUUUUCUGAGGCCUCACGGUGACAUAAACAGGAUUGAUGAAACCAGUGAAAAAUGCAACUCCAGGUCUUUCUGAUAAGGGGACAACAUUGUAACAGGGUUAAAAGCUCAAACAAGUUUAGGUCCAAUAUAACUGUUCUGAUGCAGGAUCCGCCCCCUGCUUGUUUCCAUGGAGACAUUAUUCUGAAAUGUCACCAAAGGGCAUUAAAUGUAUAUAUCCCAGUAGGGCUGCACGAUAGAUUAAAAAUUGAUUUUAUCUUUUGGGUAUGUCAGAGCUGGACAACUCGUGUUUCAAAUACAAGCUCUUUUUGUUUCCUUAUCAGAUCCAGAUGUAAGAAACUGGUCUGCUUUAGUUACACUUGUUUAGAUGUGAUCUCAUUUUAAUGAUCAAUUGGUUAAAAGUAAGAUGGAUCCCUGUAAUGCCAUACUGUGGGCAAAGCCCUGGUCUCCAUGGAGACGAGCAAGUGACAGCAGGUUGUACAAUGCCAAAUAUCAAGUUUAAGGUGUCAAAACAGAAAACCGGACUGAAGCAAAAACUCAGUUUGUCUCACAGAAAAACCCUUUAUUUAAUCGUGUUUUAGACCUGUUCAGGAUACUACAAAACUCAAACUUGACUUUCAGAUAGUGCCAUGUUUACUUUCACUGUAAAAACACAUUCCUACUUCCUGUUUCCUAUAAACGCUGUGCUCUGAUUGGCUGACACAGCUCUUCAAAGACUGUUGCGUUUUUAUGUUUUUAUUUUCACGUUUUCCUUUUGUUGUUGAGGCUUUAAACUGACACAUAACCAACACAAAUGUUUUUAACUAAAGUUACUGAAGUUUCAUCUUUUUUUUUUUUAGGUUCGACGCUGUGUUUGAGGCUCAACCGAAGCUGCUCAAAUUACACUCAAAAUAUUUUCAAUUAUUUUUUUGUUGUAAUAUCUAGUUCAUUCUAAUACAAAACAUGACCCAGGGAUGCACCAAAACGACACUGGUUUUGGAUAUAAUUUCAAACAGUUUGCCAUGGUCCAAACUUAUUCCUUACUUACCUUAAGCAUUCAGAGCAUCCUCAUUAUUCACCAGGAGUUUAAGCAGUUUUCACAACUUUUCAGAACCAGAAUGGAGUUUCACAGCAACAACUAGCAUGCUGAUGUGCGCUUCCUGGUUAUCAGACAGUAAAACACUUAAUGAUUAGAUGCAGACAGCACAGGGUGGACUUAGUUUGAACUUCAACCUCAAGAGCUGCUUAUACACCUAUACUACACUAUAGAUCUGAACUGGACACAUUUUGCUCAAAAACAUGGAAUGAAAAUCAUGUACAAGGCCUUUAAUUUUAAUUUGAACCACAUAAAUGCAUCUCAUUUAAAACCCUGUUUUUAUUUUCAAAGCCAUUUCUGUUGAGUCUCUUCAAACUCUGAGCAGUGAAAUAUUAAACUUGUAUUUUCGCUCUGGACGCUGCACUUUAUCUGAGCUGUGGCUCCAUCCCGUUUCAUUCAGACGCUCAGAAAACGUCUGUUUAGAUUUAAAUAAAUAUAAUUAAAUAAAAGUGUCUAUAGUGAAACG
Messenger RNA from Periophthalmus magnuspinnatus, 4569 nucleotides. Its product is annotated as hippocampus abundant transcript-like protein 1. Lineage: Eukaryota; Metazoa; Chordata; Actinopteri; Gobiiformes; Gobiidae. The coding region runs from base 197 to 1597 and encodes 466 amino acids. The record is from RefSeq and is a predicted model, not a curated record. The transcript has 12 exons. Gene Ontology annotation, biological process: transmembrane transport. Gene Ontology annotation, cellular component: membrane. Gene Ontology annotation, molecular function: transmembrane transporter activity.